UGAUAUGAUGGAUAAAGAAAUUUAUCCUGAAAAAUCUAAGGAUACAUCAAUUCAGACGCCACGACCGUCUUCGCCACGUAAAUUCUUCGCAAGAAUUUACGGUCAUCUGGACCAGCCCAAAACAAAGGAUAAGGAACAGACACAGGGAUCUGAAACAUCGCCGUUGUGGCCGCCGCCACCGCUACCAGUCUGCCCUCGGCCAAUUCUGUUACCUCAUCAGCAAUUGGCAUUCGGCGCUGGUCUCGCAGCCUUUUUGGCACGUAGAAGACGUAAAGAGAGUCGGCCUAGACGGCAACGCACAACCUUCUCCGCUCAUCAAACUUUAAGGCUAGAACUCGAAUACGCGAGAGGGGAAUACGUCGCUCGGGCAAGAAGAUGUGAACUUGCUUCUGCCUUGUCAUUGAGUGAAACUCAAGUGAAAAUAUGGUUCCAGAAUAGAAGGGCUAAGGACAAAAGAAUUGAAAAGGCUCAUUUGGAUCAACAAUACAGACAAUUGGCUGCAGCUUCUGGAUUUUUCCAGCCCAUUUUUAACUCGCCAUAUGGUCCACCGCCGUGCCCGUGUUUGCCAGUACAUUCACCGCCUAAUCUCGAUAAAUAACCUUAAUUUAACGGUUUAGACUUUGAACAAUUUAGACAAUUAUGAUCUUAAAACGUAUAAAGUAUAUGUAAAGGUAUUUCGAAACAAAUUAAUUUGCUUAAUGUAUAUAUACUUGUACGAUACUUAGAAAAAUUUAACACUAUUUUUAGUAAGUGAUUAUAACUUUCGAAUUAUUUAUUUAGUA
Molecule: messenger RNA, 782 nt
Organism: Vanessa tameamea
Lineage: Eukaryota; Metazoa; Arthropoda; Insecta; Lepidoptera; Nymphalidae
Gene: ro
Product: homeobox protein rough-like
Exons: 5
Coding region: 5-598 (197 amino acids)
Biological process (GO): regulation of DNA-templated transcription
Molecular function (GO): DNA-binding transcription factor activity, RNA polymerase II-specific; DNA binding
Source: RefSeq, a predicted model, not a curated record